This is a messenger RNA of Fulvia fulva, 1341 nucleotides long. RefSeq lists its product as uncharacterized. The record is from RefSeq and is a predicted model, not a curated record. Lineage: Eukaryota; Fungi; Ascomycota; Dothideomycetes; Mycosphaerellales; Mycosphaerellaceae. The transcript has 2 exons. The coding region runs from base 1 to 1341 and encodes 446 amino acids.
AUGCCUCCAUACGAGAGUCCGGGAAUCCUCAACAACUUCACCCCCAACGGACUCGCACAACCACAGCAAGGUCCAUUCGACUCCUUCGAGUGUACCCAGUGUCACUUCGCGAGCCUGGUCCGAGAAGAUACCGAGAAGCACGUCUGGUCCGCGAACGAGCCAUCUCCAAGACUUGUCAUCUGCCCGGCGUGCACGGUCUUUACGACUUGUCUGCUCGUAGAUCUCAUCGAGAUCGGUGGGCACUUGUACCAGUGUAUCGAAGCUCACAAGAUCGUUUGGCUGUUUGCGCAGCGUCAGUAUCAGAACGUCGGGACCUUGCAGCACUUGGAGCACGCCAUGAGGGAAGCCCUGUUUAGAGCGGAAGAUUACACUGGCCAGGCUUUGAUCUUCAACGCAAGAACUCGAAUUGCAGAGGUCGUAACGGAGCAGCCAGAGGGAUAUGGUCAUGCGAAUGCAUCGUACGAAAGUGCUGCAGCGCUUCCGGAAGGGCUGCCAGCUCAAAGCUGGGACGCGGUGGUUGGUGACUUCAACGACUACUUCGGCUAUGGCCCGUCCGAUGAACAGCUCGCCAUCAAUCCUUUUGAUAACCAGGGAUUUGGUGGAACGGAUGGACAGUUGACCCAACACGCUCAGGUGUCGCAAGAUUGGAACCAUCAAGGCAAUGCAUCGCUGCCUCCAGGCGAGACCUACUACGCCGAUGACACGAACAACCGUUACAACGGGAGGUAUGAUCAGCUCGGUACUAUCGACAAGGGUAGUGCGCAGCAAGGUGCGUUCAAUGAUGAGCCCCAGAACUACUAUGCACCAGCAACAUUUGGACAGCUACCAGGCCCACCAACUCCAUUGGCUACGACUCAGCAAGGAGUCUAUCAGGACUUCGUCAAUCCUUACGUUGGCGCCAAUGCCAGCAGCACGAUCGACGAAUUCAUCCGCGCACGGGGCGGCUCCAUGGAUGCUGGAAGUCGUGACCAAACUACAGAUGACAGCGAUCAAGCGCCACAAGAAGCGACAUUCGCUAACAAGAGCGCAUGGCAGUCUCGGUUUCCUGAGAUAUACGCAGAGGAACCAACAGCUGACGAGCAGCAGCAGGCUCUGGGCCUCGUCGCUUCGAGCGACUUUCAGAGCACCGCCGUCGCUUCGACACUGCACGUCAUCAACCAGACGAGGCAGACUGCGGACUCAGUCGUACAGCCAUCGGGUAGCAAGAAGAAGCCGGUGGCCAGACGCCCAAAACACAAGGCGCCGAGCUUCUUGGAAGCUAUGAAGGCGAAUUUUGCGGCGAAGAAGUCGCAAGAGGCAUCGCAGAAGGUAUCGCAGGAGACAUCCCAGGAAGCACUUUAA